Bursaphelenchus xylophilus (pine wood nematode) is the source of this 7114-nucleotide messenger RNA. The record is from the annotation of a GenBank genome assembly. NCBI's taxonomy places the organism in Eukaryota, Metazoa, Nematoda, Chromadorea, Rhabditida, Aphelenchoididae.
AUGGAUGAUAUUCUUCAAACGGCCUUGUUGGAUGCUGGACUUGACUUCUUUGACACAGAACCCGAAGAGACUAAAGAUGGAGAACAGAAACCAGAUGAAGUCACGCCAACAGAAGAGGUAGGAUUUUUUUUUGAGGUUUUUUUUGAUUUUAGGUACAAGCUCCGCGAAAUAUUACUUUCAUCGAAAUUUUUUAGCUUUACGCUAUUUCUUUAUCAGUGAGGUUGUAAAGUGUAUCGUGACUGAUUUCUUAUCGUUGUCUUGGUUUAGCGCUGCUGUAAAGUUUUGUUUUUACAUCAUAAAAUGUGAGAUUUUUGUAGUAUGUUUUUGCCGGUUUUCUGAUUUUUUCAAAUUGAUAUAGUUUAUUGUGUGGUUUUCAUUGAUAAACGGCUUAAUAUUACUUUGAAGGUGACAAUUUUUAACACAAUUUUGCGAUUUUUUCAUGGAUCAAAUUUACAGGUCAAGAAAGAUGCCGCCGCUGAGGUGAUCGAGCCGACAGUAGAGAGCGAACCCGUUAGAGAGCUAGAAACUGCCAAAAAAGUUGAUGAGAAAGAUGAAAAGCCAGACGAAAUUGCAGAACCUUCUCCACAGGUAGUACAACAAACUCCGGCACCCAUUCCAGUGGCUCCUGUUGUACCUGUUGUACCGACAACCUCUAAAGUUGAGGUAUGUGGGUUUUAACUAUUUUUCUUCGAUUGAUAAGGCAGCUAAUUUUAUGUUUUUGAUAUUUUCAGGCCCCCGUACCUUCAACCUCAUCAGCUCUUACUACAGGUACGGCAUUGCCUCCGGUGGUCACUAAAAGGAUAGUUCGUUGUGUCGGAAGGCCUAUUUCUACGGGCCAAGUGCAAAAGGCAUUGGAACCGAACAGCCCAAUUCGUCGGUACCCAACGCAUUUUGUUUCCAGUGAUGGAAAGAUUGUAAGUGUAGUAUAAUUUUUCUUGUUGUUUGACGUUUAGGUCUUCAAAAGAGCUGUCAAUGGUUUUUUUAUUUUUUAAAGGUCCUGUGGGGUAUAAAACCAAUUUCAGACUCACCGACCAGGUCCAGUCCGAACUUUCCGCCAGAUCAGAACGAUCGCUCCGAAUGGGACUCAGGUCAUCCAACGAAUCCCAAUGAAUGAACCAUUUAUAAGAAAACCAGAACCUCUUCAGCAGAGAACUGCCAAAACCGUUUUGUUGUCGAACGAUGGGACCCGAACUAUCAGAACCUACAAUUACUCGGCUGGUGGAAGGAUAUCCGAGGUAUGUUUUUAUCAUGGAUAAUAAAAAAAAUUGGUUGAUUUUGAUGAAAUUUUGGGAUGGGAUAUUAAAAGUGGUCGUUUGAAAGGACCGUUUGAUUCAUCUUGGGACCUUUUUUGGCAAAAACUUUUUAUUUUUGAUUUGAAUUGUUUUGCAGCAGCAUUUAAUUUUAUUGUUUAGUCCUUCCAGGCCCCGGUAAUUCAAACUCCCCAGCGCCAAGGACCCUCCAGAGCGCCGCAAAUCCCGACGGCCACAAUUCGGCCGCGGCUUGGUAAAAACAGAAUUCUGAAUCGGAUCUGGCCCGCGGAUCCUCCUCGUCCGCGAGCUCCACCCAGGCCAUUUCCUAAACCCCUAAUGGAUCGAAGACUUGACCUUCCGGACGGAACCGUUCAAUUUAUCAAACCGAUUGACCAUCCGCGAAUAUCGACACCUGGAAAACCUGGAGUGCCAAAAUAUACGACGGAAGCAGAUGAGAAAAAGCCUGAUAAACCGGAAAGUAGUCUGAACUCAAUGGGAUACGAAGACGAUGCAAGUUUAUAUUCUGUUUUGAUCAAAUUUUUGAGUUAUUUAUUUAUAUUACACUUGUCUUUUCAGGAAGAAAAACAUGUCCAAGUCGAUACUUUUAUCGAAUACAAGCCUCUGAAACUUCGCUCAGGGUGUGAACACCCGGAUUCGGUUGUGGAAACGGCUUCUCUGUCCGCUGUUUCGGCACCCGACAUCACAUAUCAAAUGAAGAUCCCAGAAGAAACAAUUGACUCUGGAAAAAUCUCCGCGCUUCAACUUGAAGCGGCUUUGUAUGCAUGCCAAGCACAAGAACGGUGGUUACCCUCAGGUGAAAGAGUUGGGUAUUUGAUCGGUGAGUUUUUUCGAUAUUUUUUUGACUUUUGGAUAGUUGAUGUCAUAGAUAGUAUAAAAUGUGGUGAAUUUUGGUCAUAUUAUUAUUGCAGGAGACGGUGCGGGUGUUGGAAAAGGAAGAACGAUUGCGACCAUCAUAUAUGAGAACUAUUUGAUGGGCAGGAAACGCGCCCUUUGGUUCUCAGUCUCGUCGGAUUUGUAUUAUGACGCAGUUCGGGAUUUGAGGGACAUUGGCGCUGAUAAUGUGGACGUUUACCAGUUGAAUCAAAUGAAGUACGCAAGGAUCAAUAGUGUCGAGAAUGGAAAUAUCAAGAAAGGAGUGAUUUUUGCAACAUAUUCCUCUUUAAUUUGCGAAGCCCGACAUCUAAAGGAUGAUGAAAGUAAAGGAAAUAAAAUUACGUCCCGACUUCAACAGCUGAUCCAGUGGUGUGGCGCGGACUUUGAUGGCCCCAUUAUCUUCGAUGAGUGCCAUCAUGCGAAAAAUUUGGUGCCUUCAGCGGGAUCUAAGCCGACCAAAACUGGAAGAUACGUUUUGGAAUUACAGAAGAGCCUCCCGGACGCUAGAGUGAUCUACGCAUCGGCUACGGGCGCCACUGAACCGCGAAAUAUGGCCUACAUGACGAGGCUUGGGUUGUGGGGCGAGAAACAAUGCUUCCCGACCUUUUCGGACUUUAUCCAUGCCGUUGAGGACCGAGGAGUGGGCGCGAUGGAGAUGGUGGCCAUGGACAUGAAGCUCAGAGGACUCUACUUGGCCAGACAGCUCAGCUUCAAAGGCGUUAGCUUUGCAGUUGAGGAAGUUCAACUCGACGAUGACUUUGUAAAAUUGUACGACGAGAGUGUAAAGCUCUGGAUGGAAUGCCGAAGACAGUUUCAAUUCGCCAUUGACGCGUUGAAGAGCGACGAAAGAAAUGAGAAAACGGUAUGGGCACAGUUUUGGUCCGCCCAUCAAAGGUUCUUCAAGUAUCUUUGCAUUGGAGCAAAGGUUAAUGCGUGUGUUGCGAUCACAAAGAAGGCCCUAGAAGACGGGAAAUGCGUCGUAAUUGGACUACAGUCAACUGGCGAGGCGCAGACGCUGGGCGUUUUGGGAGAUGCGGGCGAAAUCACUGAUUUUGUUAGUACUACCAAGGCUGUACUUCAAAAUCUGAUUGAAAAGCAUUUCCCGACUGGAGACUCGGAUGGCAUGGGCAUGCUUGGAGAUAUGGGAAGGAUGUUCUCCAUCGGAUCGGGAGGAAGCUUUUCCAGAAAAAGUAAGCAGAUUAUGUUGGAAAAAAUUUGAAAGAAAACUGGAUAGGAAUUUCUGAAAAUUUUGUGAUUGAAGUUUUGAAAUUAAAUUUUGAAGCCAGUUUGGAUAUAGUCGGGUGGAUUGAGAGUUUAGAAGCUGCAUAGGAGGUUUUUUGAGACUAAAAGUGUCCAUUUUUUAGGAAAUCGAACCACCGUAUAUGACAACAUUCAACCAUCCUUCAAAAGACGCCGGGAGAACUCGUUGGGAACCGUAAAUGAAAGUGAAAGAAGCUCCAAUACCGAGGAUGAGGAAGAAGAAGAAGAGGAGGAUGAAUCGGAUUCAGACGCUGAAAAGUCGGAUGACGACAGUGAUGACAGUAUCUUGGACGAGGAGGAUGACGAUGACGAGGAGGAUAGUGAAGAGGAUUCGGAAGAGGAGGAAGAAAUAAAUGGACCUGAUAAUAGUAAGUUGAGAAAAGGGUAUCGAGAGGAAGGUCUGGGAAAGUUUGGUGAUGUCAAACAGUGUCGCGGAGAAAUAAAAAUUUUUGGGUUUUGGGAAAUUAUCGUAAACAACUUUUGAUUCGGUUAUUUCAUGGCUCAAAAGACGUUUCAAAAGAUGUCCAAUUAGCUUAUUUCUCCAAAAAUUUAUAAAAAUAUAUUGAUGUUGUUGUUUUCUAGUGCAAUCUUUUUUUUCAGAUACCACAGAUCGGAAGAAAAACGAUAGCCUCUUCGAUACCUUGAUGAAUGAACUGAAUGAUAGCUAUGUCCCGGAUGUAGACCCCUUCCAUCACGAUUUCUCAUCGGCCGAAGACCCCUGGGCCCAUUUACAGAACUACCAAGAAGAUCAACGAGAAUUGGAAGAGCAAAAACGAAGGGAAGCGAUGGAAGAAGCGAAAAGGAAAAAGGAAGAAUUGAAAAGAAAGAAGAAAAUCAAAAGAAGGAAGAAGUUAAGAAGGCUCAGAAAAGAGAGGGAAGAAAGAAAAAGGAAGGAAAAGGAGCUGGCCGAACAAAGAAGAGUUGAAAAUGCUACGAGUGCUGUGGAUUUUAUCCAAUCGACCAAAGUCAUUGACAAUGGAAAUCAAAGAGAUCCGUCCUCUCUUUUGAUGAUCAAGGUAGGAAAUUUUGUAUACAGGAUAUUGUUUGUCAAAAAGUCAAAAUUUUUUCAACCUUUGAAGGUUUUUCGAUAAAAAAUUUUAAGAUUCUUUUUUCAGACCGAGCUUUUGGCCGCUGUGGAACGUCUGGGCCAAGUAUUACCUCCGAACACAUUGGAUCAACUGAUUGAUGAACUGGGAGGACCAGAUGUUGUCGCCGAAAUGACUGGAAGAAAGGGGAGAAUCGUUGUGCAGCCCAAUGGAUCAGUCGAAUACCAACCAAGGAAUGCCAAUUCAAUGGCCCCGGUGGAUCUCAUGAACUUGGAAGAGAAGGAAAAGUUUAUGAAUGGAGAGAAAUUUGUGGCUGUGAUAUCAGAAGCAGCUAGUUCGGGCAUCUCUCUACAGUCGGAUAGAAGGGUAAAGAAUAAAAGAAGAAGGGUCCAUAUCACUCUGGAAUUGCCAUGGUCAGCCGAUAAAGCGGUCCAGCAGUUUGGUAAGGAAUUUUUCUAUAGUAUUGGGGUUGUUUGAUAGAGAUUUUAGGCUGAAAUAACAUUACGAUAGCAUGGAUAAUAUAAUGUUGAUGUCUAAAUUACUGUGUUUUGGUCUUUUUUUGAAUAUCUUAAUAGUUGUUGAUGAAGAGUGAAGACUAAUGCCUAAUUUUCAGGCCGAACCCAUCGCUCCAAUCAGCUCAGCGCCCCGGAAUAUCUCUUUUUGAUAUCCGAGUUAGCCGGAGAAAAGCGGUUUGCCUCGGUUGUUGCGAAGCGUCUGGAAUCCCUCGGAGCCCUCACUCAUGGAGAUCGAAGAGCCACGGAGAGCAGAGACCUCAGCCAGUUCAAUUUGGACAACCGGUAUGGCCGUGAAGCCCUCCAAAUUAUGAUUCGAACCCUGGCCAACCCCAGAAUACCCCCGCUUCUCCCGCCACCCAAAGACUAUCGGAUUCAGAACGCCAACUUCUUUGAGGAUAUGCGGGAAUAUCUGGUUGGAGUUGGAGUUUUGUCAAAGAAUCCGAACAACCCGGCUGGAGUUUUGACCAUCGAAAAGGAAGGAGUGAGCUUGGCCAAGUUCCUAAACAGACUGCUCGGACUACCAGUGCAUGCUCAGAAUGCCCUGUUUGGUUACUUUACCGACAUCAUCAAUGAACUCAUAAAAAGGGCGAAGGCGAACGGGACUUUUGAUAAAGGCAUCAUGGGUAAGAUAAAUUCUUUUCAAUUUUUUUAAAUGGGUUGUCAGUUUUGGUGUUAGGAUAAUCUAAAGGAGUUAUAUCAGUCUGUCGGGAAAAUAACGGCGGAUUGUCGCAGCAAAAUGUCUCGCCUCGCCGCUAUCGCGCACUAAAUCCCAAGCCGCGGCUUGCAGUCGCAAAGCGAUGAUGAGCGACUCCGAGGCGCGACGAUCCGCCGUUUUUUCCCGACAGACCGAUAGAAAGGACAAAAUGUGAAAUUUGUAAUUUGAGGACGAUUUUUUUAAAUCUCCGCAAAAUUGGCAUUGUGUGUCAAGGGUAAUUUUUGAUGGAAAAUGAAUGAAAUGGAUAGGUUAUGAGAUAAAACUGUGAUAAGAAACCUAUUUAUUUGUUAGAAAUAGACAGGCUUGUGUAUUGGUGUAUCUUGAGGAAUUAUUUUGAUCAGAACUUGGUGCAAUAUAAGUUUUGGAGAACUUUGAAGUAUUUAUCGAUUUUUUCCAGAUCUUGGCCACGGAACGGACACCGCCAGGGAAAUGGAGAAACGAGAGUUCCGCGGAGUGAUCGACAACUCCAAUUUCUUGGUUAAAAUGCAUAAAAUCGGAGCCGAAAGAGGCGUCAAGUGGGAAGACGCUGUGAAGCUCCUCAACGCUCAAGUUGACGACACAGACGAUGUCUGCGGCUUCUACGUCGGAAAGCCGAACCUGAACAAGAAGGUCCUGAUCAUUUUGGUGGUUCAUUCGGUGAAAAGAAGCGCUCUGAGCAUGAGCAACCAGAAGAUGUACACUCUGAUCAGACCCAACUCGGGAAGGUCGUCCAAGUCCUUUUACGCCCAAGAUAUUACGAGAAGGCACACCAGGAUCCCCAUGGUGGAAGCCGAGAAGAUUUGGAAGGAGCAUUACGACAGUAAGGGAGUUUGGGGAUAUUGUAGUAGGAAUGGAGAGAAAAGUUUAGAUUUUUUUGGAUUUUGAAAGAAAACUGGAUAGUUUUGUUUAAAUUAAGCUGGGAAACGGGGAAUGAAAAGAUUUUAGAGUAAUGACAUGUCUUGCGGAGGAAAGUCCUAUCUUAUUUUAUUUCAUGAUUUUGUGCUAAACAUUUUUUGCUAAAUUUUUGGUCCUUUCUUGGAGAUUUUUUGAACGAAAAGGAAAGUUUACUGCAAAUUACGGCCUUUUAAAAAUAAGAAAAUUGAAUUUUUGAGAUAAUUUUUCCCAGCGCAGUGUAGUAAAUCCCAAAUUUUAGUGCUCGGAACCAUGUGCUUCCACAAAUACCUCAUUGGUUUUUGCCGGACGGAAGAACAAAGCGUCUUCUGCGAGGUGGGACGCAGAUUCAGAACCUACUUUGUGCUUUCGGGGUCAGUAAUCGCGGUUUGGCCCAUUCUCGAGAAGGCCCUAAAUGAAGCAAAACCCAAUAAAAAUACGGCAGGACCCAACAUGCAGACGGUCAGAAUUCAAACCGAAGGAAAUCAGAAGCUGGUUGGACUGUUGGUCAAACCUCAGCAUGUUAAAACUCUGCUGAAAGCCUUGAAUGAACUUGAGGCAUAG